AUGCCGGAAAAUCCGAUGAAAGAGUGGUUUUUGAAAGUGCCUUGGGGAAAGUUAGCAAUGUUGUCCUGGGGAGAUCCUUCGCUACCUCCAACGCUGCUGGUGCACGGAUUCAUGGACACAGCCGCCACCUUCAUUCCCCUGGUCGACGUCAUGCCUGCUACUUUCCACUACGUCACAUUUGACUUGCCUGACGUUCUGCAGGCGCUCCAUCUUAUUAAGGAGUUCCUCAUUAAGGUUCAGGGUCGCGAUGUCCCCAUAGUCCAGAAGAGGAAGCAAGAGAGAGCGGGCAAGGACGACCUUCAGUUGGAACCUGGAACCUUUUUGGCGGCCCGGGUGGGACGCGCUUUCAGCGCUGGCCCCGAAGCCGACGGGGUGACGCCAGCAGCCGCUGUGUGCUCCAAUCUCUCAGACGCGGGGGCUUCUGUAAUAGGGCAGUCGUCAGCAAUAGGGGCCGGCGCGGCGGUGUUAGAUAUAGUGGGCGCAGGCCACGGACACUCGGACACGAUGCCAGGUCCACCGAUAUCCCCCCUACAUUUGGUGGAAGCUAUACGUCAAAUAGUUGACCAACUACAGUGGGACACGGUCUCUUGUGUCGCUCACUCCAUGGGGUAUCUCAUUUGCGCGUAUUACAACGCAGUGUACCCCGGUCGAAUACGAAGGCUGGUGUCACUGGCUGGUGCGAUCAGCAUCCAGCUACACGGGCUGGUCGAACUGCCGAAGGACUGGUUCGACAUCAGCAUCGCCAGCUACUACCGUCGCUAUUUCCAGCCUCCAGCACCCUUAACCUACACAUAUAAGAAGGCAGUGGAAUCCCUUGCUAGGGCUCGAGACGUGAGUGAGGCAGACGCCACUAUCUUGGCGUCUCGAUGCCUUAAAUCAGUCGACGGAGAGUUCAGGUUCACAUGGGACGUGAAAGCAAAGAAGAUCUACGUACCGCCCAUCGCAGAAGACAUAUUAUACUCUAUCCUAUCCACCCCCACUCCCACGCUUUGCCUCGUGCCUACAGAGGAUAAAACGCCAAUCACCUUCUACGACUGUCAUGUCAACAUGUUAGCGAAAUUGACCAAUGAGCGUUAUGUGUUCGUCAGCGUGCCAGGCGGGCAUAGCGUGCAUUUGACUAAUCCAGAGUUCAUUGUGCCGCAAAUUGUUAAGUUUUUUAAUGAGGAUGUAAAAUCAAAGUUAUAAUAAAUAUAACUACUUAUAUGUCUGUAUCUUUCGGCAUUUAAAUAAAUAUAAACUAACAAUUUGUAAAUAUUCGGGUAGUUAUAACAUUUAUUGGUUAACCAAUCAAAUACAAAACCGUCUGAAUCAGUCACUGAACGACUUUAACCUACAUAAUUUGAUCAUGUACCUAAUGUUGGCAUCUACCCUCAACUGGCUUAAGGAGCCAUUUUACUUUUAUUUAAAUACCUAAAGAUACAGACUAUACAGAGUAUAGAGGAAGAAAUUAAGUACAGCUCAGAGCCACUGGUAAUAGCUCUGUGCAAUGCGUAAGUACUCAACGCUGGUGUCGAUUUUAAUAUCUUAUAUAAAUAAAACCUAGAAUUAUUUGCACAA
Molecule: messenger RNA, 1557 nt
Organism: Cydia fagiglandana
Lineage: Eukaryota; Metazoa; Arthropoda; Insecta; Lepidoptera; Tortricidae
Product: serine hydrolase-like protein
Exons: 8
Coding region: 1-1185 (394 amino acids)
Biological process (GO): acylglycerol catabolic process
Cellular component (GO): mitochondrion
Molecular function (GO): monoacylglycerol lipase activity
Source: RefSeq, a predicted model, not a curated record